CAAUCCCCACCAAAACAACUCUCUCUCUCUCUCUCUCUCUCUCUCUCUCUCGAGAUUCAGCAAAGAGACCGAACGAAAUCCAUCCCUACGACCUAAUGGCGAUGAAGGAGAAGGUGAAUUCCGGCGCCGCCAGCGGCGGCGGCAGGAGCCUCGCCAGGGAGGCGCACUACAGGGGCGUCAGGAAGAGGCCGUGGGGGCGGUACGCGGCCGAGAUCAGGGACCCCGGUAAGAAGAGCCGCGUCUGGCUCGGCACCUUCGACACGGCGGAGGAGGCCGCACGGGCCUACGACGCCGCCGCCAGGGAGUUCCGCGGCUCCAAGGCCAAGACGAACUUCCCCUUCCCCUCGGAGCAGCACCCGGUCCUCCUAGCGGCCGCUGCCAACAACCGCGACAAGAAGGGUGCUACCAACAAGGCCUGCAGCCGCAGCCCGAGCCAGAGCAGCACGGUCGAGUCGUCGGGCCACGACCCGGCGGCCCCGAUGGCCGACUCCCAGCCGCCGGAUCUCAACCUCGCCUACCCGGGCGCAGGCGGGCUCCCGCUCCCGCUCCAGGCCGCCGCGCCGUACCAGCUCUUCUACUUCGACGCGAUGGCGAGGGCGGAGGCGAUGAACAACCAGCUCUAUCAGCGGCUGAUCUUCGACCGGGGCGCGGCCGACGGAUCUCGGAGCGACUCCGACUCGUGCUCCGCCGUCGUCGACGUCAACCAGAUGCCUGCCCGGGUGCUGUAUCUCGAUCUCAACGAGCCGCCUCCGCCGGAGUCAGCCUGACGGGGUUCGGCCGGUUCUCGAGGGACGAAACCUAGUCUCGAUGGUUCUUCUUUUUGUCGAUUUAAUUUUAGAAGAAAUUAGACAAAAAGUCCCAAAAAAAAAAAAAAAGGGAAACUAGAUCGGAAAACGUUCGAUUGAUCUGUCGGUGGGUGUUGAUCUCGGAUCGGAUCUCGAUGUGAAUAGAGGCAGAUCGGAUCAAACUUUUUUCAUUUUUUUUUUGCGACGGAAGAGAAAAAAAAACCGACGGUUUUAUCUCGUCGUUGUUUGUAGCUUAUUAAUUACAAUAACAAUGUUUCAUC
Molecule: messenger RNA, 1066 nt
Organism: Rhodamnia argentea
Lineage: Eukaryota; Viridiplantae; Streptophyta; Magnoliopsida; Myrtales; Myrtaceae
Product: ethylene-responsive transcription factor 4
Exons: 1
Coding region: 96-767 (223 amino acids)
Biological process (GO): regulation of DNA-templated transcription
Molecular function (GO): DNA binding; DNA-binding transcription factor activity
Source: RefSeq, a predicted model, not a curated record